AGAGUGAAGUCAGAGACAAUCUUGUUUUCUUCUUCUCGAUACAAACAAGGCUCAAGGCUCAUCUCCUUUUAAACUAACAAUUUGCUCUCGCCAAAUUUUAGCGGCGGUUUCUCUGUUUAAGUUUUUUCUGAAAUCUCAUUUCUGUGUUUGAGUUCUUCUGAAAUCUCUCAUUUAGUUACAAUGGCACAGGUGGUAGUAGCAACUAGAUGUGUAGAUGGUUCAUUUUUAUGCCCUAAUUCUUCAUCUGGAUCUAUCCAAAACAAUCCAUUGGAAAAACAACUUAAAAAAAUUGGUACUGGCAGAACAAUCCAUUGGAAUAACCGUGGAGGAAUUCGUGUGAUGGCAGCUAAAAGAAGUUCUAAAUUGGAUACUCAAGUUCUUCCUGUAUCGCCUGAAGAUGCUCCAGUCAAUGCUAGAGAUCAGGAAUUUCAACAGCUUAGGAAUAUGCAGCAGCUUGGGGACACAGCAGUAGGCAUUUGGUCGCAACCAACAGUGAAACGUAAGACAAAGAUUGUCUGCACUAUUGGUCCAUCCACAGAUACCCGAGAAAUGAUAUGGAAGCUAGCUGAGGCCGGUAUGAAUGUUGCUCGCAUGAAUAUGUCUCAUGGAGAUCAUGCCUCACAUCAAAAAGUUAUAGAUUUAGUUAAAGAAUAUAAUGCACAAUCCAAAGACAAUGUCAUUGCGAUCAUGUUAGACACCAAGGGUCCAGAGGUCAGAAGUGGUGACUUACCAAAGCCAAUUACUUUAGCAAGCGGACAAGAAUUUACAUUCACUAUCAAAAGAGGGGUUGGCACUGAAACUUGUGUCAGCGUAAAUUAUGACGAUUUUGUAAAUGAUGUUGAAGUUGGUGAUAUGCUUCUAGUUGAUGGUGGGAUGAUGUCAUUUGUGGUGAAUGCCAAGACAGAAGACUCGGUCAAAUGUGAAGUCGUUGACGGUGGAGAUCUGAAGUCUAGGCGGCAUCUGAAUGUUCGAGGAAAAAGUGCUACGCUACCAUCAAUCACUGACAAAGACUGGGAUGAUAUCAAGUUUGGAGUUGACAACAAAGUAGAUUUUUAUGCGGUUUCCUUUGUGAAAGAUGCAAAAGUGGUCCAUGAAUUGAAGGAUUAUCUAAAAGGCUGUGGUGCAGAUAUACAUGUGAUUGUAAAAAUUGAAAGUGCAGACUCUAUUCCUAAUCUUCAUUCAAUAAUCACUGCAUCUGAUGGGGCUAUGGUAGCUAGAGGAGAUCUUGGGGCUGAGCUCCCAAUUGAAGAGGUUCCAUUAUUGCAGGAAGAGAUUAUUAGGCAGUGCCGUAACCAGGGUAAAGCUGUUAUUGUAGCAACAAAUAUGCUGGAAAGCAUGAUUGUUCAUCCCACACCUACUCGAGCUGAGGUCUCAGACAUUGCGAUUGCAGUUCGUGAGGGAGCUGAUGCAGUUAUGUUGUCUGGAGAAACUGCUCAUGGAAAGUUUCCACUGAAAGCUGUCAAGGUUAUGCAUACUGUUUCUUUAAGGACUGAGGCAACCAUGGUUGGUAGUGAAGCACCUCCUAAUCUUGGACGGGCCUUCAAGAAUCAUAUGAGUGAAAUGUUUGCAUAUCAUGCAACAAUGAUGUCUAACACUCUUGGUACCUCAAUCGUAGUCUUUACCAGGAGUGGUUUUAUGGCUAUUUUAUUGAGCCAUUAUCGACCCUCUGGCACUAUAUUCGCUUUUACAAACGAGGAAAGAGUCAGACAAAGACUGGCUCUUUAUCAGGGGGUAUGUCCCAUAUACAUGAACUUCUCGGAUGAUGCAGAGGAAACCUUUGAGAAUGCUUUAACUUUGUUACAGAAGCAAGGCAUGGUUAAGGAAGGGGAAGAGGUGGCUCUUGUUCAAAGCGGCAAGCAACCAAUUUGGCGGUUCCAAUCAACUCACAACAUCCAGGUCAGGAAAGUUUAGAUUCUGUAUCUAAAAGAAGGGGCACAUCUAAAGCAAAUAAUUGCUUCUACUUGCAAAUAACAAAGCAGCAAGUUUGAUGUGGUGGGCUUUCCUUUCUGGCGUGCAUAGGCUGACAGAUCCUCAAUAGUAGAGUUUUCCUCUGUUACAAUGCUCUCAUCUUUUUUAUGUAGUUAUUUAGUUUUUCCAUGAUUUUAGCUUUUAUUGUCAACUCUGAAUAAUUGUUAGAAGAAUCCAUGUUAUGAUUGAAAUUUGAUAUAAAAGAAAAGAGGCUGUGUAACUUUGUCUAAACAAAAAUUCGCUGAAAUGAUAUAAUCGACUCAUUUAA
This is a messenger RNA of Papaver somniferum (opium poppy), 2236 nucleotides long. RefSeq names its product plastidial pyruvate kinase 2-like. Lineage: Eukaryota; Viridiplantae; Streptophyta; Magnoliopsida; Ranunculales; Papaveraceae. Gene Ontology annotation, cellular component: cytoplasm; chloroplast stroma. The transcript is spliced from 12 exons. The record is from RefSeq and is a predicted model, not a curated record. The coding region runs from base 181 to 1911 and encodes 576 amino acids. Gene Ontology annotation, biological process: glycolytic process. Gene Ontology annotation, molecular function: magnesium ion binding; potassium ion binding; pyruvate kinase activity.